This is a messenger RNA of Brassica napus (rape), 1147 nucleotides long. RefSeq names its product succinate dehydrogenase [ubiquinone] iron-sulfur subunit 3, mitochondrial. The record is from RefSeq and is a predicted model, not a curated record. Gene Ontology annotation, biological process: respiratory electron transport chain; aerobic respiration; tricarboxylic acid cycle. NCBI's taxonomy places the organism in Eukaryota, Viridiplantae, Streptophyta, Magnoliopsida, Brassicales, Brassicaceae. Gene Ontology annotation, cellular component: mitochondrion. The transcript is spliced from 5 exons. Bases 85 to 1005 code for a protein of 306 amino acids. Gene Ontology annotation, molecular function: electron transfer activity; 2 iron, 2 sulfur cluster binding.
CCUCGCCAUGCUAGCUUCACUCUCUUUCCUUCCACAAACGAAUUAAAAACCCUUCAAUAACAUCUUUUGAUCAAGCGAGCAGAGAUGUUGCGGUUGCCGCAGCGGAGAAUCUGCAGCCAAGCGGUGGAGAAAAUACGUUUGAGCAGCAGUUUAAGUGGUAACGGAGAUUUUCCCAUCUUAAAAGGUCACAAAGCGGCUCAGGACUUGUCCAAAGAUACUCUAAAGUCCCAUGAAACAAUCAAAGACAAAGAAGGUCAACACAAAGUGACCAAGAAGGAGUUCAAGAUUUACAGAUGGAACCCUGAUAAGCCAAAUACUAAACCCUUUCUUCAAUCAUUUUUCGUUGAUGUUUCCACUUGUGGCCCCAUGGUUUUGGACGUCUUACAGAAGAUAAAAGCAGAGGAAGAUCCGAGUUUGAGUUACAGAAGAUCAUGCAGAGAAGGAAUAUGUGGAUCUUGUUCGAUGAACAUCGACGGUACUAAUACUGUUGCAUGUCUUAAACCUACAAACUCCGACACGUCGAAGCCAACCAUAAUCACUCCUUUACCACAUAUGUACGUCAUCAAAGAUUUAGUCAUCGACCUCACUAAUUUUUACCAGCAAUACAAAUCAGUCGAGCCAUGGUUAAAGACGAGGAAGCCGCCUAAAGACGGACGCGAACACCUUCAAUCACCAAACGACCGUAAGAAACUAGACGGGUUGUACGAAUGCAUACUAUGUGCAUGUUGUACCACGUCAUGUCCUUCUUAUUGGUGGAAUCCUGAGGAGUUUCCAGGUCCUGCGGCUUUACUACAGGCUUACCGCUGGAUCAGUGACAGCCGCGAUGAGUUUAGAGAAGAGAGGUUACAAGCAAUAACAGAGGAUGAAAGGAAAGUGUAUAGAUGCAGAGCAAUCAAAAAUUGUACGGCCACUUGUCCUAAAGGACUUAACCCAGCUAGUGCCAUCUUGAAGAUGAAGGCUAAGCAUUCGCUCCCAGAUCCGGUCAAGAGAAUUGAGAGAGCCUAGCCAUACCAUUACUCGGUCCUGUCCGGUUAUUAUGUAAUAAAAAGCUUUUAUAUCUGGCUAUAAGUGUGUUUCUGGACUAUUUUCUAUUUAUAUAACUUUAUCAGAACACGCUGUGUUUACAUCGAAGGAAAUAUAAUAUAUC